Molecule: messenger RNA, 966 nt
Organism: Caenorhabditis bovis
Lineage: Eukaryota; Metazoa; Nematoda; Chromadorea; Rhabditida; Rhabditidae
Source: the annotation of a GenBank genome assembly
AUGAAAUUCUUGGUUGUCCUGCCAGCGUUGUUGGCUUUGUGCUAUGGAUCGUCCCUCGAAAUUGUUUCUUCCCCGGCUAAUCUCAAGCUACCGGAAACGGCUACAGAUUUGAAGACAACUCAAAUUUCUUCUUUGAACGAGUAUAUUCUUGGUCUUUCUGCAAAGCCAGUGGAAGGUUUCAAUGUUGAGGUUGACAUAUUUUCUCGUCCCCGGGCUCUUGCCGUCAUCAACGUUGAAGGAAUCGAAAGAUUGAACGUUGGAAAAUCCUACGCCGUUGAAGAGAACGGAAUCGAAACGGUCGGAAUUGAGCAGGAGCUUGCAAUUGUUUUUGGACAAGAUCGUCAAUCAGUUCAACUUUCUGCUGGAGGAAUUACCGGAUCGCAGCUUGCAUUGAGAGCUCAACAGCAAAAUGUUGAUACCGGCGCGAUCAAGACUAAACAUUCUCAACUUCGUAAGGAACUUGAGGCCGUUUAUCAAUUGGCUGCUGCUAUCAAAGCUGAGGGACCUAGAAUCGGAAACACAGCGGACGUUUUUCGAGUGACAAUCUCUGAACUUGCGGGAUUGAGCGAUGAGGCUGAACGUGCAAUUGCUAUCGAAGAUAUCAAGAACGCUAUCAAUUCAUUGAACACCGCAAUUGCCAACGCCUAUGGAGGACAAGCUAUUGUUGAAGUGAUUGUCGUUGAAGGAGCCAUCAAGAAGGUCGAUGACUCCUCGAUCCCAGCUCACCACAUCACCAAGAGAGACGCCAACACUGAGGCAAAGAACAUCUUCGAAGUAAUGCGCAUAAGAUACCAAAUCACCUAUCCGGUUGCUCCUGAUUAUCCAGCAAUUUUCGCCAUAUUCGUCGGACUAGUUGUUGUUCUUGUCUUGGCACUCAUUUACAUUGUUGUUGGAAUGAUGUCGAUGGACCCAGGAAAGGAUUCGAUCAUCUAUAGAAUGACAACAACCAGAAUGAAGAAGGAUUAA